ACCAGGGAGGCAUUGAGGGGGAAAUGGAUCCCAUUUGGUAGAGGGCGGAGAACCAGGGAGGCAUUCAGGGGGGGUUCCCGACGCGGGACGGACAUCCACUGGCAGGCAGUCAUUACUCAUGUCCGUCAUCGCCCAGGCUACAGUCCUUCACCAGACAGCUGUACGACGGGGGGCGAGGUGCACCGAUUCGUGUCCCGGCAGCCCCCCUCCCCUCUUCGCAGUCUCAUGCAGACGCAGCGGGGCAACGUGCCCGGUCCCAUGUUCGGCCACCUUCGGCCAGUAUGCCUCUUGGAGGUGGUCACAUGGGACACACACCGUACGCCACCCAAGUCGGUGGCGGGUAUGGCGUGGGCAGUGCAAAUACGUUGCCGGUGGGAAGCGGGUUCGGCUUCGCUGCUCACGUGUUCCCUGCGCAGCAGACGUUUGAUAGGGGGAGCGCACUGCGCAAUGAUCGCCCUUGGUCCCCCCAAUCCGGCCAGACUUCCCAGUCGUCGCAUGCCAUGUACUCCAGCACCACCACUUUAUCCAGCAAGCGGUCACCUUCCACUCCCGGUCCUUCCACUGUGGACGCCGACGGACGCGACAUGGACAAUGCAUGGACGCCGCAUUACGGAACUUCCGUCCCGUCGGGGUUCGUCAGCGACGCCACAAAUGGCUACGAUGGUCAAGCGUGCAAGGAUAUGGAGGAUGACACCGGUAAUGGAGAUGGAGAUGAUGUUGAUGACGAGAAUGGCGAUGGAGGCGGUGAACGACAGGCCACCGAAAACAAAAAACAAAACCUGGCGUGGAUGUUGGAGGAGAGGAUAUGGCUGGCAAAGAUGAUGGGGGAGGACGAUGCGCUCAUGGCUGAUGCCAAUGGACAGCAUCGGUUCAUGAAAAGGAAGGAGCGGUAUGCGUUGGUGGCUGAUCGCAUGGCAUCCGGCAGUUUUCCUCAGAGAACUACGGAGGACUGCCGUAAGAAGUGGACGUCCAUGUUGACGAAGGCGAAGCUCAUCCUUGACAAGUGCGAGAACGCGUCUGGCCUGCCGUCGUACUGGGACACAGACCUGGAAAAGCAGAAGGAGUUGCAGGUGCCUCUCGCCUUCGAGAACCCGCUGUGGGAUGCCAUGCAAUGGAAACUGAACAGACCAUCUAUGACGUGCGACCAGACAUUGGGCUCUGGGGACCCGGCGGGAGCGGGAGUAGGAACGCCACCUUCGGGAAGAAGUGGAUCCGGAAAAAGCGGGUCUAAGGCGAGAGGAACGGACGGCUCGAAGUGCGCAGCGAAGAUGCAAAGAACGUUGUCAGGGAAAACAAGGAUGGACGACGCUGGGACCGGCGGAUUGACUUUGGCGAGGGCGAUGGAGGAAUAGACACGAUCCCACUGCGAUGGUCUUGACAAGGUCGCUUCUACAUUGGCGAAGGCAACCUCGGAUGUCAGGACUGCGA
This is a messenger RNA of Chara braunii, 1428 nucleotides long. The record is from the annotation of a GenBank genome assembly. Lineage: Eukaryota; Viridiplantae; Streptophyta; Charophyceae; Charales; Characeae.